Molecule: messenger RNA, 2139 nt
Organism: Coregonus clupeaformis (lake whitefish)
Lineage: Eukaryota; Metazoa; Chordata; Actinopteri; Salmoniformes; Salmonidae
Product: homeobox protein unc-4 homolog
Exons: 3
Coding region: 165-1403 (412 amino acids)
Biological process (GO): regulation of DNA-templated transcription
Molecular function (GO): DNA-binding transcription factor activity, RNA polymerase II-specific; sequence-specific double-stranded DNA binding
Source: RefSeq, a predicted model, not a curated record
UAUAGUACAGCUGCACUCCGUCGGUGUCUGUCUGUCUCGCUCUGUUCUCCCUCCUCCUCUCUCUCUCGCUUCCUCCCCCUCUCCUUCCCCUCGCUCUGCAUGUUCACCCACACUCCCUCCGUCAGACGCCUCACUUCGGCCCCUCCACGGUCCGGCCCAGUAGCAUGGACAGCCGGAUACUCGAGCACCCCCACGCCCAGUUCGGAGGCUCUCUGGGCGGAAUGGUCGGUGUUGGCUUCCCCUACCACAUGGGGCACCACCACGUCUACGAGCUCGCCGGCCACCAGCUGCAGUCCGCGGCCGCCGUACCCUUCUCCAUAGACGGAUUACUGAACGGGUCGUGCUCGGCUUCGGUGGUACACGGCUCCGGUCCUCUACUCUCCUCUGGCUGCGGGAUUAACGGAGAUAAUCAGUACAAACUCUCAGAUUCGGGGGACCCAGAUAAGGAUAGUCCCGGUUGCAAACGGAGACGCACGCGGACCAAUUUCACCGGUUGGCAGUUGGAGGAGCUGGAGAAAGCUUUUAACGAGAGCCACUACCCGGACAUCUUCAUGCGGGAGGCGCUCGCGCUACGGCUCGACCUCGUAGAGUCCCGGGUCCAGGUUUGGUUCCAAAAUCGGCGCGCUAAAUGGAGGAAAAAAGAGAACACUAAGAAAGGCCCGGGGCGGCCAGCGCACAACUCCCACCCGACCACGUGCAGCGGCGAACCCAUGGACGCGGAGGAGAUCGCGCGGCGGGAGCUGGAGCGCGCAGAGAAAAAGAAACGUAAACAGGAGCGUAAACUGCUGAAGUCUCAAAACAAGUUACUCUCCGGUGACCUCUUCCACACACCCGGCGGGUCAGACAGCGACAGCGGUGUGUCACAGAUCACCGACAAUGAGCAGCAGCCUUCAUCCAACUGUAACGGGAGCCUUCAUUCUGAACCGGGAGGAAGACACCACCACCACCAAACGGAACCAGCCAGCUGUGAUCAAAGCCAAACCCGUCCCCGGUUAGGUCUCCUCCAGAACCAGCACCACGACCACCACCACAACAACCAAAGAACCACAGGGGGGAUAGGACCGGGACCCGGGGUCCAGGAGCAGGUGUCCCCGGGCAGCACUCAUGGUCCUGGGCUUGGCGGCUCCAGGGCCUCAGGCCUCCAGAAACUCAACCCGUUCAGCGUGGAGAGCCUUCUCUCUGACGCCACACCUCGCCGGAAACCACAGCUGGACUUCAGCUCGCUGUCCAAUCAGAGGCCGCUGAUAGGGAAGGGUCACUUCCUGUUGUACCCCAUUACCCAUCAGCCACUGGGCUUCAUUGUCCCACAGACGGCCCUGAGAACCGGGCUGUGCCAGGACAACAACAACAGCGGGCCUAACUCUCAUCAUCUGACUCAUUCUGGGCCUAAACAAACACCUUAACAACCACCACAAUCAUGUCAGUAACUGUGCGGACAGGAGCGCGAGGGAAGCACAGCAGGGAAGUUACAACAAUAAUGGUCGAGAUUCCGUUUCCCCUCCACCCCAGAGCUCUGUUUCAGUUCAAACGACUUUAACGAGAACCAGUUCAACUCAGUCCAGCACGGGUAGUGACGGUAGCCGUGGGGGUGAUGACCAAACGGGUUUGUCGCGUAUAACGGACGUUAACGGCUGCCAGAGUGAGCCCACUGGGGAGGGCACGAGAGAGGACUCGUCACUGGAGCCCUUGGAGUGUUCUGGCGCCAAGCCAGAGAGUCACGUGGAGCACGAGGAGCCCGGGACAGAUGGAGAAGACGUGGAUAUGGACUAACACUGGGCUGGAGCAUUAUAUAAACAGAGACAGACUCAAAUAUGCCAACCAACCCUGCUCAGCCACAGACUAGAUCUAAACAUUCCCAAAGCUACAAGACACCUUUUAAACAUAUCAGACUGAACAACUCCAUUGUUAUAUUUUUUAACAGAUUCUCUGAUAGAUUCAGAUGGGGCUGUAGGCCUACUACUUUCCAAAAGGAAGUUCUAUAAACGUUUAUUUCUAAAUCUGUAAAACGAAAAAGGACAAAAAGACAAAACAAUUCACACAGAAAAGCAACAAAAAUCCUCAAACAUUGUACAUUUCUUUUGAGAAAGUAUAAAAUAAUAUUUAUAUAUGUAAACAUUUUGAUAAAUAAAGUUAUUGUUU